AAGAAAUGAAUCCGUUAACUCGUCGGAAGGAAAAAGUUUGUCUCGUUCGUCCUCAAUAUCUUCUAUAAGAGAUGAAAAAUGGCCCAUACUUGUAGUAGCAAGAGGAAGGCCAGGCAGUGAUAAGUCAAAGAAACGAAGAAGACCUGCAGAUUAAUCUGAAAGGAACAAUCCAAAUUUAAAUUAAAAUGAUUAGCCUCUGGAAUUCAGCACGAACAUCUGCUUGUAAGCAUUGUGUAUUGAUCCACUUCCUCAGUGCCAUCUGGAGGGGGAAGCUAACUGUGGCAGAAAAUCAAUAGCUACACUGUGUGCAUUCUGGGAGUUUGCCAGAGUGAGGAAUUGUGACUCACGUAAAGCUGUGUGGUAUUCCACAUGUUCCUCUUGAAUUUGUAAACUGACAUGUGACAUAACAUUGUCUGUAAUCCAAUUUUUAUUAACCACAUCUGUGCCCUGAUCAGAUUACAUAUGUAGCCAUUUUAUGUCUGUCAGUUAUGAAAACUGGAAAUUUGUAGCUAUUGCACAGUAGUGUAGUCUAGUGAUUCAUGUAGUGAUGUGUGUAAUGUGAUGCACACUGUUAUGGUAGGUAAGGGUGCUUCAUACAUAAUUAGCAUUCUCCAGUGAACGAGUGGGAGUGCUUACUGUGCAAUCAUGAUAGACCAGGACAUGGCUGGUGCCCAGGACACCAUCUACCUUUGCAACUUUCGUGUUUCUGUGGAUGGCGAGUGGCUGUGCCUCAAAGAGCUUCAGGAUGUUGAAUUCAGCGUUCCUGAUUCUUCCCAACCAUCUACUCCUUCUCCUGAUGGUCCUUUACCUCUCCUAGCACGAGAUCCUGUUAUGAUUGAAAGAAGCAACUUGUUGAACAUAUCAAAACUAAUUGUCAAAGAAUUGAUUGAAACAUCACUUAAAUAUGGAAGAAUGCUUGACUCUGAUCAUAUGCCUCUUCAACACUUUUUCAUUGUGUUAGAACAUGUAUUAAGGCAUGGGCUGAAGCCAAAGAAGGGCCUCCUUGGACCAAAGAAAGAGCUCUGGGAUGUUUUGCAGUGCGUUGAAAAAUAUACUGUGGAAGCACAGGAUAUUACAUCAAGUGUACGAGAUCUUCCUACUGUUAGGACACAUAUGGGAAGAGCUCGUGCUUGGCUGCGAUUAGCCUUAAUGCAGAAGAAACUUGCAGAUUAUUUGAAAAUUCUCAUAGACCACAAAGAUGAUCUGCUGUCUGAAUAUUUUGAGCCUGACGCUUUGAUGAUGAGUGAAGAAGCCAUUGUUAUUAUUGGUCUGCUUGUGGGGCUGAAUGUUAUAGACUGCAAUUUAUGCGUGAAGGAAGAGGACUUAGAUUGUCAGCAAGGUGUGAUAGAUUUUUCAUUGUACCUGCGUUCCUCAAAUCACACACCUGAGGGUUCUCCAGAAGAUGAGCUGGACCAAGACAACAUGACUACAGUUCUUGAUCAGAAAAAUUACAUAGAAGAGCUUAAUAGGCAUCUUAAUGCCACAGUAACAAAUCUUCAGGCAAAAGUUGAAGCAUUAACAACAACAAAUGCAUUGAUGAAGGAAGAUCUUGCUAUUGCAAAAAACAACCUCUUAACACUGUAUGAGGAAAAUGAAAAUCUUAAGAAAGAGCUUGGACUUGAUUCCAACUCGGAGCGAAUGGACGAAGGAGGAGGAGAACAAAAUCUGCCAGCUCAAAAUAAGAAGACCGAACAGUCUGCAGAAGUGGAAGAUCUGAAACAGCAACUGGAAAAUGAGAGAAAAUUGAGGCAGGAGGCUGAAAAGGAACUGAAUUUACAGAUAAGCUUGAAAGCUGAAAUGGAAGUUGCAAUGAAGCUUCUAGAAAAAGAUAUACAUGAGAAGCAGGAUACUAUAGUUUCUCUACGUAGGCAGCUGGAUGAUAUUAAACUUAUUAACCUGGAAAUGUAUAAGAAGUUGCAGGAGUGUGAAAGCUCACUUAAACACAAAACUGAACUAAAGAACAAGUUGGAAGCAAAGAACGUAGCCAUGUCUGAAACAAUACAAACGAUGGAGGAAAACAUGAAGAGGACUGAACAAGAGAAAAACAGUGCUGAAGAAUCCCUGCGUAAACUGGGACAGCAGCUAAUGGAGAAGGACGUUAAGACAAUGAGUGUUGAAGGAGAUCUAAAAAUUGAAAGGGAAUGGCGAACAUCUCUUCAAGAAACUAUGGUUAAGGACAGAGAUAAGAUCUCGCAAUUGAAUCAGGAACUUGCACAGCUGAGAGCUGUUGCUUCUAAGCAUAUGGCUCUGCAACAAGAGCAUUACUCACUCCAGGAACAGUGUCGUGAACAUGAAUUAGCUUUGGAAGAAAUUGGAGGAGAACUACGGCGUGCUAAGCUCCAACUUGAUGAACUGCGUGAAGAAGCAGCAGUAGGAGCAGGACUGGGGCGUGCACCGGAUGCAACCUGGGCACCCGACAAAGAAGCGACUUCCUGUCGUGCCUGCUCUCGAGAAUUUAGCAUCAAACGUCGUAAGCAUCACUGCCGUAACUGUGGAGAAAUUUUUUGUAACAAGUGCUCAGAUAAUGCAAUGAUGCUACCCUCUUCAGCAAAGCCUGUGCGAGUAUGUGAUGAAUGCCAUGUCUACCUUGUUGGACGCUAUUCGGUGUGUAACUGAGGACCAGAUACGUAGCCAUUGCUAUGUACAUAAUAUGUAUUGCUUCUAAAGGAGCUUUAUGUAUAUACAUAUAUAUAUGAAUUAUAGAUUAUUUGAAGAGUUACAUUAAGGAGGUUAUAGUGUCUGUUAUAACUGUGAUAUAUUUUGUGAAAUUAUUUAUAAGAAUAAGCAGAUUUAUUUUUGCCACUCUUGUCAAUGUUAUAAUAAAAACAAUGUGUUCUGUAAUAUAAAUUGUCAAAUGUACAUUUCAUCAGUGAAACUGAUACUGUUUGCUUAGCACAACGAAAAUCUUAUUUUGUAUGAAAUGUAUAUUUUAGAGUGAACAAAAGUAAGGAUGACAAAAAAAAUUUAUCACAAAAAAUGUAUGUAUGCUGUAAUAUAUUUAAAC
Molecule: messenger RNA, 3004 nt
Organism: Schistocerca americana (American grasshopper)
Lineage: Eukaryota; Metazoa; Arthropoda; Insecta; Orthoptera; Acrididae
Product: RUN and FYVE domain-containing protein 2
Exons: 12
Coding region: 646-2616 (656 amino acids)
Cellular component (GO): cytoplasm
Molecular function (GO): metal ion binding
Source: RefSeq, a predicted model, not a curated record